CCGGCCUGGCCCGGCCGCGCAUCCCGCCCGCCCGAGCUGGCGCGGGAGGACCCGGCGGCCCAACCUUAGUCCGGGAUGGGUCCUCGCUCUCGGGCCUGUGGCCUCCCAGUCCCGGGGACCGACACCACCGCGGAGGUCUGAAGUGCGGCCGGCCUGGGCAGGGCGGCCGGCCUGGGCGGGGCCGAGCCUCUGGCUGACCUUGGCAGGGCCAGUUUGGCGCUGCUGCCACCGAGAACAGAUGUUUUCAAGUCAGCAAACAUUCACUGAGCAUCUACUACAUACAAGAUACAGUUCCAGCAGCCUGGGGGAAGACAUAUGGGGACAAAGAUGAACAUCUGUAACAAGCCCUCCAACAAGACAGCCCCUGAGAAGAGCGUGUGGACAGCACCUGCGCAGGCCAGUGGGCCCUCCCCAGAGCUGCAGGGCCAGCGGUCCCGCCGGAAUGGGUGGAGCUGGCCCCCUCAUCCACUCCAGAUUGUGGCCUGGCUGCUGUAUAUCUUCUUCGCUGUGAUUGGCUUCGGGGUCCUUGUUCCUCUCCUGCCUCACCACUGGGUUCCUGCUGGCUAUGCUUGCAUGGGGGCCAUCUUUGCAGGCCACCUUGUGGUACACCUGACUGCUGUCUCCAUCGAUCCAGCAGAUGCCAACGUGCGAGACAAGAGCUAUUCUGGGCCCUUGCCCAUCUUCAACCGCAGCCAACAUGCGCACGUCAUUGAAGACCUGCACUGCAACCUGUGCGAUGUGGAUGUGAGCGCUCGCUCCAAGCACUGCAGCGCCUGCAACAAGUGCGUGUGCGGCUUCGAUCACCACUGCAAAUGGCUCAACAACUGCGUGGGUGAAAGGAACUACCGGCUUUUUCUACACAGCGUGGCAUCUGCUUUACUGGGUGUCCUGCUCCUGGUGCUGGUGGCCACUUAUGUCUUCGUGGAAUUCUUUGUCAAUCCCAUGAGACUGCGCACAAACCAGCACUUUGAAGUCCUGAAGAACCACACUGAUGUGUGGUUUGUGUUCUUGCCUGCUGCCCCUGUGGAGACGCAGGCUCCUGCCAUCUUGGCUCUGGCUGCCCUCCUCAUCCUUCUGGGCUUGCUCUCCACAGCCCUGCUGGGUCACCUGCUCUGCUUCCACAUUUAUCUCAUGUGGCACAAGCUCACCACCUAUGAGUACAUCGUGCAGCAUCGCCCACCACAGGAAGCAAAGGAGGCCCAAAAGGAGCUCAAGUCAUGUCCGCCCAAGAUGCGGCCCAUUCAGGAGAUGGAGUUCUACAUGAGGACUUUCAGCCAUGUGCGUCCAGAGCCUCCAGGACAGGCUAGGCCAGCUGCAGUAAAUGCCAAUCCCUCACAGUUUCUUGCCACUCAAGACCAGGCGGAGCUUCCACAGCCCUCCUCCCCAGACAUUCUGGCCCUGCCUCCCCAGAUCCGACCCCAGAAAAAAAGGAAGAGGCACACGUAUAAGAUGGCCAUGUCAGAGAUCUUGGACCCGGAGUCCCAGCUUCCCAGGCUACGAGGUGAGCAGGGACCCCACGCCCCGGGCCGUCGUCGUGUCAGCUCGUCCACGGAUUCCUCCAGCGCCAGCUCGGUGCACUCCGCUGGCCCUGCAGGCGCCUACCACUCGGCGUCCGCGGAGUCAAUGGACGAGAUUCCGGUGGCACAGACGCGCCUGGGCAGUGCAGCCCUGGGCGCCCCGGGGAGCAAGGGCCGGGAGUCGGGGCUGGCGCUGCAGGCGCGGGCGCCGGCCGUUUUCGUGAGCCUGAGCAGUGGCGAGCCCGGGACGCGCGGAGGCCGCGAGGGCGGCCUGCCUUAGCUGGGCUGAGCGGCGGCGGCGGCCCGGUUCUCUAUGCAACACCCCACCUAUACCGCACCGAGUGCACUUUAGGGGCGCCAGGCCGGCGGGGUCGGCCUCCCUCCUCUACUCAGCAAUAUCCGUCCCACCGGCCCCGAUGCUCCAAUAAACUU
This is a messenger RNA of Dipodomys ordii (Ord's kangaroo rat), 1949 nucleotides long. RefSeq names its product zinc finger, DHHC-type containing 1 (gene Zdhhc1). The transcript is spliced from 12 exons. Lineage: Eukaryota; Metazoa; Chordata; Mammalia; Rodentia; Heteromyidae. Gene Ontology annotation, cellular component: endoplasmic reticulum; Golgi apparatus. The record is from RefSeq and is a predicted model, not a curated record. Bases 316 to 1797 code for a protein of 493 amino acids. Gene Ontology annotation, molecular function: protein-cysteine S-palmitoyltransferase activity. Gene Ontology annotation, biological process: protein targeting to membrane; peptidyl-L-cysteine S-palmitoylation.